Molecule: messenger RNA, 6168 nt
Organism: Anopheles cruzii
Lineage: Eukaryota; Metazoa; Arthropoda; Insecta; Diptera; Culicidae
Gene: Nup205
Product: nuclear pore complex protein Nup205
Exons: 7
Biological process (GO): nuclear pore organization
Cellular component (GO): nuclear pore; nuclear pore inner ring
Molecular function (GO): structural constituent of nuclear pore
Source: RefSeq, a predicted model, not a curated record
AUGGCUGAAGCGACGCCCGACGAUCUGUGGACCCCGUACAAAUAUUUGUUGAACAGCAUCGAAGGUUAUUUGUUGCCCCAAACUGACUACGCCGACACAAACAAUGCCGUCAACCUGGAGGCGCUCCUGCGGAAGCAUAAACAAAACUUUAUCGCCCUGCUGAGAAACCCACCAAAGAACGCGAAAUGCCGGGACGCGAUCCGACAGGGCAUCACCGAUGGCAUCACGCUGCCGGAGUUUGGGCACACCAUCCUCUCGAAGGAGCUCGUCGACGAGAGCAUCAUCCUGUCGGACAUGUUCGAUCUGAACGAAUAUGUCGCGCUGGAGUUGCUUUGCACGUCGCAGCAGCAGACAGUCAAUCAUCCGGGACUGACCCGGGGCUUGGUGGCUGUGUUGCUUUACUACGAUGGACGCAAGUCUCUGGUGGCAAGCUUGAAGCAACUAUUUAAAUCCCGUGCCGGUGUUUCGUGGUGUACGGACGCUUCUCCGGAGGUGACCAACAUUGUUACCUCCUACACCGACGGUCUCGUAGCGGACGGAAUGCUCGAACGUAUCAUCGACCUGCUGAAUGAGCUGGACAUUACGAAAGAGCUCGACAUCCUCACGACUAACCGUGCCCUCGGGCCACCCAAGCACCACCGGCAAGUGUUGGACUUGUUUGAGGAAAUCCGGCUCCUGUUGGCCCAGUGUCUGUACUAUUGUGCGGCCCAAGCCGGUCUGCCGCGCAGCGCAUCGGUGAAGUUGAUUCAGUACUUGCGCGGCUACAAGUACGCCGAAUCGAGCGGUGGAAUCGACGACGUUACGGUGACGCUCCAGAUGGCUCUGCUGUAUGCGUUCGAUUUGAGCGUGUUGCUGCGGCGCGAGGAUGGCGAAGAGCUGGUGAAGAAUCUUCCGAUGAUCAAGGACGAGCUGUACAUUGACUUCCUGAUGGACGCGCUGUCCAGUGGUUGGGAGAACGACGGUCUGCACGCACUGUCGCUGUUCGCGUUCGGACUGUCAAUCGCCACGCUUCGGCUCGCGCCACAAACACUGUUCCAGGAAACGGGCAAAAUCAUCGAACAGGACGAACUGCUCGUGAAUGGGGCCAUUCAGGGGAAAGUGUUCGACUUUCUGUACUACACGUUCUUCGAGAGUGAACUGAUCUACGAGACCGAGUUCUUCUACCGGCGCAUCCACACCCUUUUUGCCGACUUCAUCGAGUUGAUGCACUCGAAGGUGACGGAACUGAGGGGCCGGGCGGACGAAACGGCCCGCACCGUACAGCUGUACCAGCAGCAGGGUGUCGAACCGCCGGCCAAUCUUUGUCACAACUUCGAGACGCUCCUCCUGUCCGUGGGGAAGUUUUACGGCAACGAUCGGCUGCAGCUUCACCUCAGCGUCGAGUACUGGGGACCAUCGGAAUUCACUUCCAGCACGGCCCUACGGUCUUCGUCUCGCUCGGUGUGUUUGUUUAAAUUCAUUCGCCUCGCAGGUGAGCUGCUUCCACCGACGCUUUUCAUACCCUACCUCCGGAUGUUGGCCGGUCUAAGCUGCAACCCCCAAUCGGCGCGCAGUGCCUUCAACCUGCUGAAGCAGAGCAACGCGAGCCAUCACUCGUUCCCGCAGUCCGGAAACAGCACGAUGUCGUGGGACCAUUUCUUCAACUCUCUGACGGCGUACUUUCAGAGCCUGCGCUUAGAGCAGAGCCCCCACACGGAGACGGUGUACCGGAAUCGUAUGAUGAGCAAGAGCAUUAACCCGCAGGAAAUACUUGGCCUGCAGGCGGUGCUGCAGGUCAUUCAAUCGGUCGCUCGGUACGACGAAAUUUCGUGCCUGACACUGUGCGAGAACUCGCAAUGGCUCCUGCUGGAUGUGCUGGUGGGUCUGAUUAGCUGUUCGGUUCCGAUUCAGUUGAAAGCGGAAAUCGUGCGCACACUCGGUGCACUGGCCGGCACGUACGAGAUUGCCAUCCAGCUGUGGAAAAAUCUGGAAGACUCGCAAAUCAUCUCCACGGUCCCGAGUACGAGUAACUUUCAGACACGUGGCGUUAAGUCGGAACUGGAGGAGGUUGAGAGUCGCAACGAGACCUACCCACUGACGCACGCGAUGGUCGAUUUUCUGGCCAGCCUCAUGCGAACGGCCAUACCGCAAGAUCUCGGUGGUUCAACGCGUGUACCCGGCAUUCAUCCGUACCUGUCGUAUGUGAUCGAUACCGUGCUGUUGCGGCUGUUCAAUCGGAGCUACAAGGACGGGGCCGAAAAGUGGCAACUGGCGCAAAAGUGUCUACAGAUCGUGUACGCCUUCGUGCGGGACUACAAGUGCGAUGUACCGGCCGGGAGCGCGCUGAAGGACACGAAGGAAUAUCGUUACCCUCCCGCCUACCAAAUGCUCCUGCAGAUGAACACGAAAUCGGAGCUGUUGCGCUUGCUUCUACACAUCCUGGACGAGUCGGUCGUUUGCUUCGACACGUACGCUCCCUUCCCUGGCAAGAGCGCCCUCGAAGCCACUUCGCUGCUCUGUCUGCAAAUCAUGGAACGGGUACUGAACAUUCAGGAGAACUUUUUCACCAUACAUCUGAAUUCGCCAAACCCGGCCAUUCUGGUCGGCCUCGGCAAGCUGCUGCUGGGCAUGAAUCCUCGCAGUGGCAAGGCUGAUCACAUGCUGAACGUCAUGAAGCACAUCACGUACAGCUCGUGGCUCCCGGAGAACAGUCUCGUGGCAUUGCGCAUCCUUACGAUCAUCAUGGCGCAACCGGACGUGAAUCAGUUGAUCCUGGCACUGGUCACCCAAACGGAUGCCCUCAAGAACGAGAUACGUCAGGGGUUUGUCGAGUGUCUCGAGACGGACAUUAACAUCACCGAGGAAGUGCAACUUUCGCCAACGGACUCGCGUGCCGCAAAUAACGCUUCCCUGUUGACGCUGGAACCGGACCCCCAAUCCGGAGGAACGCCAGCCUCCGAAGUGUACGUGGCCAUGAGCGUAAAACGGGCGGUCAUCCAUCUCAUCCAGGAGUGUCUUCAGCAGCCCGUGGUGCCAAAUCUUGCGCACUAUCUGCUCGGGUACGAUUUAACGAAAGAGCUACACCAGACGAACCUGCAGCAGCCAGGGGUGAUGAAUUUUCCGAGCAACUGCUCCAAGUCCUUGAUCACGCUGUUGGAUAAACAUUUGGAGAACAUCAGAUCCGGAAGCGCCCUUUCGACGAGCUACAGCAAGCUGAUCGAGCAAGCCUAUUGCCUGCUGUACUGCAUCUGCCGGAACUAUCACACGUCGGAAGUGUUUUUGCGCUUCCUCCGUUCGUGUAAUGACUUUCUCUGUCGGCACACGGCCGCCUUCCCGUUCCCGUUUGCCAAAAACCCGUACCAACUGAACCAGAUGACGUUCCUGCUGAAAGCGAUCGUGAUCGAGCUCAAGUUAACGAGCGAACGCAAUCAGGCGACCCAGUUUGAAAUGAUUUGCAAAAUUCUGCUCAAAAUUAUGAACAUGCCGACGGCGGGAGGUGAAGUGUCCACGGCUGGACUGGGUGAGCAGCACUACUACACCAACACCAACCUGUCGCUGGCUGGCAUGCCCUCGAUGAGCAUGUCCUCGACGGCGGCAGUGAAGGAAUCGAGCGAGACGGCCAAACGGCUACUGUGCAUCUUGCUCGAUUGUGUGGACUUCGAGAUAAAACAGCUGGAGGAACCGCACUGGAAGUACUUUAACUCCGAAGUGCUACACGAGGUGCUGCAACGAUGCGAGAUCCCCGUUAACCGGAAUGCCCCGCACGGCCGUCGACGGUUGAUCGACAUUCGCAAGCUGCACGACUAUUUACUGCACGAACUGGGUUCGAUUCACUUUGCAACCGGCCAACGGGCGCACAUUGUGCAGGAAAUCAAAGCUAUCCUUCAGUAUGCGGUGCUAUUGAACGGCCAGCAGGAAAUUUGCACAUCCACCAUCCAGUUCCUGGAGGCGUGGGGUCAGGUGACCGAGGUACUGGUCAGCGUGACACCGGCGAUGAUCAUGUCCCUCGAAACGAAACAGAUCAUCAUCACGGAGAUACUGCAGAUCAUGCUCGGCAAAGCAGUGUCGAAGCAGAUCUUGGCCGAAUUGGCCAAUAUCGCUUCGUCGACCGUUUCCCUCCUGAUGGUGAAUCUGAGAAGCUGCUUUUUGCUGAAAUCGGAACAGCAAUCGCUUAGGCUGCUGUCCGAACGGAGUCACACGGGGCUUCCGAAUCUGGGGCCCGGAACCACCGAGGGUACAGUUCAAGAAGAGUUUAACGCCGCAUCGCGCCGAGGACGGGAUGUGGCCAACUACAGUAGUCUCGAACAAGCGAAUGUGCUCAGCUUGAAGUUUAUCCUGAAAAACAUUCUCGACUGGUUGCUCGUCAGCAGCGACGGUUCGCCGCAGCUCAAGAUGAACCUGUACGUGGCGCUGCUCAACUACAUGCACAUCAUCAAGGGCAACCAAGACAACCUGGAACGUGGCCAUACAAACGACAAAGAGGAGUAAGUAAUGGAUUCUUUCCUCAACAAUACCAUAAGUGGCUCGAAUCGGAAACUGUACGGCGAAGAGACCGAGGAUUACAAGCAGCUCAAGAUGAUAAUGGACAUUUUCAACGCCUUCGGCGACAGUCUGAUCGACGUAAUGUGCCAGGACUGUACGACUGGGCACGACAUCUGCAAGAUGCUGGCCAUGUCCUGCCUCGACAUGCUGCUCAGCAUUGAUGCGUCGGUCGACAUCAUCGAGUUUGUCGCACGACACGGCUAUCUGACGCACAUCGUUAACAGUCUACUGAAGCACGAUGACGCCUUGCGGCGCAUUCUGGACCGCAACCCGAACAGCUUCCGUGCGCUGUACGUGUACGAAAGCAAGAUGGCACUGUUGAGCCGCAUCGCGCAGUGCCAGAUUGGCGCGCGGUUACUGCUAGAGGAGGGCCUUCUCGGGAUACUGGGCAGUAUGAAGGUGUUUGAUCAGCACCGGGACGUGCAGCUACGGAUGAACGGUAAUCAUCUGGAGACGGGAAGUGACCCGAUGGGCUCACUGUCCCUAUCUGGCACCUCGUCGUCCUUCAUUCCACCGAUGGAGGCCAGAUAUCAGCAGAUACUGUUCCCGGCGCUCAAUCUGUGCGCUGCCAUCCUUUCCACGCUGGGUCAGGAAAACAGUUCCGUGAUCUGUCAGAUCAUUUACUUUUUCGUGUCACACAGUGACAUGAUCGAAACCGUGCUUCGGGCCGGCUCGCCUCGGAUGAAUCUGGGUCUAUUGAAGGAGCUGGCCAGCAUCACGAAUCUGGUGGCCCGAGCCGUCAAUCAGGAACUCUUCGAACAAACCGAUCCGGAUGCGAACAAAGCGUUCAGCUCACAGCUGCACCGCAUACACAAGUUUAUGAUGUGUCUUUUUCCGCGCUUCAUUGUUUCGGAUCAAAUGCUGAAAGAUCUCCAACCGAGUGCCUUCGAUAUAACCGAUCAGCGUCAACGAUCGCUGCACGUCAAGUACAUCCUCGAGGUGGCAGCCAACCUGUCUCUGUACGCGCGAAACUGUAUCUCGAAUCACGUCGUGGACCAUCGGUCGGUCAACGUAAUCUUUUCCCCGCAGUACGGCGGUGUCGAGGGAGCCACCGUUGCUCCGCUGCGUAAGGAAACGUUGGCCCCGGCGUACAACAGUUUGCACGAUCAGCAAUCGCACAGUCUGUACACCGUCAUUACGCAGCUCCGGUCCACGGUGGAGUACUAUCACAAGGAACGCAACAUACUGGAGAGCCUGCAGCAGCAGCGCAAUUCACUGCCAAGCAUCGACCUCGACAAGAACAUUCAACUACAGUACAUCGUGCUGACGGAGCGCGCCACGGCAAAACAGGAAGAAAUGCAGCGGUGCAUCUUUAUCAUCGAGCACUGCCUGUAUAUUCUGUGGGCGCAUCUUGACUUUUUCGUAUUGCAACUACUACCGAGUCACAAAACCCACUGCAAUCAGAUUGUCAUGAAGAUGUUCUCUCGCUUCUCGCCACUGCCAGAUUACAAAUUUGGUUCGAGUGAAACUGGGUGGACGGUCACGAAUGAGGAUAUUGCCGCGCUCAAAAAGACGCUCAUCGGUGUGUUCAACGAAACGUUCUGCAAGCAGCUGCUCGAGAUUGACCAGAAGCAGUCGGAGAAGGGCUACGUGGUGGCAUUUAUUCGGCGUAUUAAACAAUCGAUACAAUUCGUGCCGGUCAAGUAA